Molecule: messenger RNA, 1167 nt
Organism: Aspergillus niger
Lineage: Eukaryota; Fungi; Ascomycota; Eurotiomycetes; Eurotiales; Aspergillaceae
Exons: 2
Coding region: 1-1167 (388 amino acids)
Biological process (GO): lipid homeostasis
Cellular component (GO): endoplasmic reticulum; membrane
Source: RefSeq, a predicted model, not a curated record
AUGUUGGAUCCUUUUCCACCCCCGCCAGCAUGGCUGCGGGAUUUCGUUGAGCCAUGGGCGCUUCAUUACAACGUUCCUGCUCUGACGGAGCAUGCUCACGAGGUCAUUAUUGCUUUUGUCGGCUACCUUUUUAUCCACUUCAUCUUGUCCCCCGUUCUGUCUCCGGUGCUUUUCCCCAAUCACUACCCGAAACUCAAACCCCGGACCAAGCUCAACUGGGACGUUCAUGUCGUCUCGCUGGUGCAGAGCACCUUCAUCAAUGGCAUGGCCCUUUGGGUCAUGUUUGCCGAUGAAGACCGGGCUUCUAUGAACGCCUCUGAACGUAUCUAUGGGUACACUGGAGCCUGUGGACUGGUGUCCGCCUUCGCUGCCGGAUACUUUGUUUACGAUCUGAUCGUCAGCACGAUCUACGUUAAGCUCUUUGGGAUCGGAAUGCUUUUCCAUGGCAUUAGCGCCCUGUGGGUGUUCAGUUUUGGAUUUGUGAAGAGACCAUUCGUGAACUUCUACUCCCCCGUCUUCAUCCUCUAUGAGCUCUCCAGCCCCUUCCUCAAUAUCCACUGGUUCCUCGACAAGGUCAACAUGACCGGCAGCAACCUGCAGUGGUACAAUGGCAUGAUGCUUCUCUUCACCUUCUUCAGCUGCCGUCUCCUUUGGGGCACAUACCAGUCCGUCGCCGUCUAUCGGGACAUGUGGUACGCCUUGAAACAGACCUGGGAUGCCACUGCAGCUGCCACUCCCCUCGAACCCGUCGAUCUCACCUCUCAAGUCUUCCAGGUCCGCGGAGGCAGCGGCAGUGAAAUGGCUAAGUACGCCUCCUUCACCGCCGGCGGCGUCCCCACCUGGCUGGUCCUGACUUACGUGAUCUCGAACGUGGUUCUCAACUUCCUGAACUACUUCUGGUUCUCGAAGAUGGUCGAGACCGUCCUGAAGCGGUUCCGCGGGCCCGCCGAGAAGCCCGGACCGGCCGGUAAGCCCUCUAAGGAGGAGCAAAUCAGCCAUCUGAAGGAGGAGAUCACGCAGAAGGUCGUCCUGGAAGCGGCCUCCAAGCUGGAACAGGAGGAAGGUAGCCCUUUCCUCGAUGGAGUGUCUGAGGAGAAAGUCGCUUCGGCUGUCGACUCGGGGCUUACCGAGGAAUUGAGGAAGAGGAAAGUCCAGUUGUCAUCCUAG